Messenger RNA from Petromyzon marinus (sea lamprey), 1289 nucleotides. It is a transcript of the gene LKAAEAR1, whose product is annotated as LKAAEAR motif containing 1. Lineage: Eukaryota; Metazoa; Chordata; Hyperoartia; Petromyzontiformes; Petromyzontidae. The record is from RefSeq and is a predicted model, not a curated record.
CUCCGACAGGGGAGGAUGAGGAGGAGGAGGAGGGAGCGCCUCACCCCACAGCACACACGGCUCUUCGCCACCCUGAUGCAGCGUGCGCGCGUUGUUACCCCAGGCAACACACGUGUCAACACACGUGGCAGGAGACACAACGCUGACGCCGUCACUCGCCGCAGAGAAAUGGAGACGCAAGAGGAGGCUCAUGAUGUAGAGAAAGGAGCUGAAGGGGAGGAGAUUGUCUCGAGCCAGACUCCCGAUAGACAGAGUGCAGCCACAAGGACGUCAGGCACGCGCCACCGCGCGUCGUCGUCUCGCCCUGGAACUCAGAGCGAGGCGGAGCGCCAGGCGCGUCUCAUCGGGCAGCUCAAGGCGGCCGAGGCCAGAGCUCGCAUCCGCGCCCUGCGCCUCCGCUACCAGCGCAUCCGCGCGAACGAGAUCAACCACCUUGUCGCCAGCCAGCCGACGGCCACGAAGGCGAUGCGCCUGGAGGCCCUGCUACCAACCAAACCGAGCUCUCCAGAGCCUCCUGACCCGCUCGAUAAGCUGCAGAGGUUUCGGAUCGAGCAAAUAUUGGAAGACGAACAGGGACUGACCACGAAGCGGACCAUUUAACCAGGGGAUUAAUAACUGAGAUGAUCUGCUAUCGACUGCCAUGCCUUCCUCUGGCAGUGCCGCACCUCCCUCACGGGCAGGCAGCAGUAUAAAACGCUCGUCAACACGGAGAAGGCCAGUCUGUUUGCACGUCUGUGCCUUGCUUGACGUCUUAAAUGCAGUAUACGUUUAUGAUUUACAUCGAACGAGAGGGAGCACGCCUCUGACAUAAAGCACUGAGCUGUCUAUGCAGUAAGCCUGACGAAUAUUUGUGUCGAUUUUUUUCUACCCCUCCCCCAUCAUUAACACUCGCCACCCCUCUAUCGCUGAAGGGUAAACAAGUUGUUUUGUCCAGCGGCCGCCGAAGUAUCAGCCCCACAAAAGCGCAGCGGCGCCGCGUCCUCUCUCACAUUGUCAACGCGCGAACACCUACGGGCAUUUGGUGACGUGGCCUAGCGGUCGCCCGUUCGCCCCCUCGUCGCAGAGGCUCACAGUUUCGAAUGCUACGGCCGCUGCGGGCGUCUGUCGCGAAAGUUACCGCACGUCGUGUGACCUCUAAAGAGUGGACGUUAAAUAUCCCGCGACGUCGUUGGCAAAGAGGAGGCCACCGUGUUCUGGCGUUAUGGUCCGAAACAUUGUCAAAUUUGAAUGCAGUACGUGUACACCGCAAAUGACUCAAUUUUGUAAUACAUGCUCUUUGGUUCUUUCGG